AUGCCAGAAACAAUUACUCUUGGAAGCACCACUGCCGCCAGACAGGUAGUGGGAUUCAACCUUAGUUUGUUGAAAGGAGGCACCAUCACACAAACCAUUGUUGGUGGUAUUAUCACUUCUCUUGUGAUUGCCUCUACCGUAGCCACCAUUAUUUUGGUUUCUGUUGGUGUUGGUUAUUCACCACCAGAGCCAAAGAAUGAUAUGGCCACCACUUUCAAACGUGUUCCUGUAACCUUAGAUGUCUUGUUGAAUGAUGUUGAUCCUCGUGGUGGUAAUUUAACAUUGACCAAUAUUGUUGUGAAUCCUCGUUAUGGUGUUGCCAAGAUUAUUUCCAAAUCCAAGAUUAUGUAUCAGUCGAUUGGAGCUUUCACUGGAAAUGAUUCCUUCUCUUAUGAAGUCUCCAACUCGUUCAUGACUGCCAAUGCCACUGUUACUAUUCAAGUAUUGAAUCGUCCUCCUGAAGCCAUUCCAAUUGUGAAGACUGUUCCAAAGAAUGCCAACCGUUACCUCAUUGACAUCUUCUCAUACAUUGGAGACAAUGGAGAGCAUAUUUCUGAUGUCGACAAAGAUGCCAUCUAUGUGGAAAGCUUUAACGGUAAUCACAUUGUUGGUGGUAAUGACACUAACUUGGGUGUGGUAGAGAAAGAAACUUGGACUGGUUUUUAUUACACACCAAAGAAGGAUUUCAAUGGUGUUGAACAAUUCUACUAUGUUAUUUCAGAUGGUAAUGAUACUGCUACAAGUACAAUUACCAUUUCCAUUCAAAACAAUGCUCCAACUUGUGCAGACGAUACCUUCCAAGUUCCAAAGUAUCGUGGUGCUGUCUUGGACGUUUUGAAGAAUGAUAGAGAUAUCAAUGGUGAUGAGAUCUUUAUCAGUAGAGCUCUUGGUACUGGAUAUGGAUCUGUUAGUUUGAGAAAUAACAGCAAACUUGUGUAUUACUAUACCAGUGGUGAACUCACAACCAAGUAUGGUGAUUCUUUCGAGUACAGUAUUAGUGACUCAAUGUUAGAAAGCUCUUGUGUGGUCUUUAUUCAAGUGUACAACAGUCCUCCAGAUGUUUUCACAAGAACUGUUACUGUUGGUAAAUCCACUACUGACAAUUUGAUUCCAAUUCAAUACUUCGAUCCUGACAGAAAGGAUUUGAUUACUUUGAAGAAGAUUGCUCCUUCUCUCAAUACAUUGAGCCCAGCUGCUUCUGUCCAAUUGGCCAAGUCUCACGAAACUUUGUACUUUGAAUGUUGUGAUUUCAUCGAUGUUGAGAUCAAUAACUAUACCAUUGUUUUCACACCUACUCCUAAUACUGUUUACACAACCACUUUGGAUAUUACCAUGACUGAUGGUGAAGCAGAAGGAACUGGUAAGCUCACAAUCAAUGUUGUGAACAAUCCUCCAACUCCUGUGGAUGAUAUUGCCUCCUGUGGAAAGAAUCUUGAAACUUUGAUCAACGUCAUUGAGAAUGAUUUCGAUGUUGAUAAGGGUGACACUGCUCUUCUCAAGUUAACAAACAAUGGAUGGAUUGCAGCAACUGAAAAGGGAGGUUCUAUUUCCAUCUUCAAUAACACUCACGUCCAAUAUGUUGCUCCAAAAGAUUUGGUUGGUACUACUGAUGUUGCCUAUUAUCGUGUCACUGAUCAAAGUUUGGAUGGAACUGGUAAACCAGAUCCAACUGGUUUUGCUACUGGUAAGAUUACCAUUUCUCUCAUCAACAAUCCUCCAACUCCAAUGGAUGAUGUGAUUACUAUUCCAAAGGGUAUUGUCUCUGUUUUGAAUGUUUUGGCCAAUGAUGUCGAUCCAAACGAUGGCCCAAGCUCUGUGAAGAAGAUCAAGUCUGUCAGUUCUUCUGAGCAAAAGAACAUUUCUUCAACUAUUAUGGUGAACUAUUUCAAUAGUGAUACUGAUGGUGUUUCCUAUACUGCUGUCAAUGAAGAAUACACUGAUAGCUUCUUGUAUGAUGUGACUGAUAAGGAUGGAAUGGACUCUACCUAUAAGGCCAAGGUCACUUUGAAUGUUGUCAAUACUGCUCCAGUUGCUAAUAACGACAACUUUAGCACCAAGUGGAAUCGAUCUGUGGAUUGCGAUGUUAAGGCCAACGAUUACGAUCAAAACGGAGAUUUACCAAGAGCUACUGUGAGUAUUGUUUCUCAACCUACUCAUGGUUCUGCUGUUGUUAUGGGUUAUAAAGUCCGAUACACUCCAACCAAUGGAUAUGUUGGUCCUGAUUCAUUCACUUACAGGUUGAACGAUUUGAGCUCUCUCAAUGCUGAAUCCAAUGUUGCCACUGUCACUGUUCAAGUCACCAAUACUGCUCCAGUGACUCAACCAGAUACUGUUUCUACUCACUGGAGAAAUCCUAUUGGUGUUUUGGUUUCACCAUUGACGAAUGACAAUGAUCCAGAAGGAGAUGCCAUGGUUGUCUCUGGUGUGACUGUUUCUGCUAGUGUCGGUACUGCUACUCUCGUUGACUCACAAACUGUCAAAUUCGUUCCAAGCACUGCUGCUCCAAUUACUCUCAGCGCCAAGCAAUUCACUUACACCGCCAGUGAUUACAAUUUACAAAGUUCUGGCACUGUUAACGUAGAGUUCACAAACACCAAACCAGUUGGUCAAGAUGACACUUAUUCCAUGCACUGGGCUGCAGGUGCUACCGCAUUGACAGUCUUGAAGAAUGACAUGGAUGCAGAUGGUGAUUCACUUUCUAUUGGAUCUGUUGACACCACUACUUAUGUCACAAAGGGUACUGUUGCAAACUCUGGUUCAUCUAUUCUUUACACACCAAUCAAGAAUGGUGUCACUGAUAAGUUUGCUUACUAUCCAAAUGAUGGAGCUGAAAAUUCUGUCACUCCUGCUGUUGUAACUAUCACUUUCACUAACAAUGAAAAACCAACUGCUGACGAUGCUUCUCUCACGAUUCAUUGGAGAAGUUUGGCCAAUCAAGGAGGUAAACAAUUAUUUGAUGUUCUCACCAAGACUGUUGAUGCAGAUGGAGAUGCCUUUUCAUUGUCUGUCACAACCUCUUCAUCAUGUGCUAAGGUCAAUAAUGCUGGAAAGGAUAAUGUUCAAGUGUCUGUCGCUACUGGAUCCAUUGGUAAAACCAGUUGUUCUUAUACAGUGAGUGACGGCUUGGAUCAAUCAACUGCCACUGUGUCAGUCACCACCACUAACAAUGCUCCAACUUGUUCUGACAUUAUCACUUCAUUCAAUCCAGCUAACUUUGACAUUGGUCAACAAUACAGCAUUGCCAGCUAUGUCUCUGAUGCGGAUGCUAACGAUGUUGCAUUCCUUGCUCCAACUGGUCUUUCUGGAGCCACUGGUGGUGAUCAAUUCUAUGUUGAUAGUGUCUCUAAGAAUAUUGUUUUCAAGCCAGCAAAGACUGUUGGUGUGAGAACACUCAGUUAUCAGGUCACUGAUGGUGUUGGUACUUCUGCAUCAUGCAUGUUUAAGGUUUCUGUGAACUCAAUUUCACCAUCUGACUACACCAAGAGAUAUGAUAUUCACUGGAAUGCAACUAAUGCUGUUCUCAACAUUUUGGAUACUUUCCCAUCAUCAAACAUUGUUUCGAUCAAUCCUGGAACCAUGACUGGAACUGCUUCCAUUUCUGGAAGAACUAUCUUGUACACUCCAAAGAGAGCUGUUGGAUUUGACACGUUCACUGUUUCUAUUUCGGAUGGUGUCUCCACUUAUCAAGUCACUGUUGAGGUCACUGUUUUCAACAAUGCUCCUUCAGCAACUGUUCCACAAGCAACCACAACAUGGAGCUCCACCAUUGGAGUCACCAUUGACUUGUUAGCAAACUAUGUUGAUCCUGAUUACACUGCCUCUAGAGAAUCAUUGGGUACUGUCACAUCACUUAUCACCACUGGUACUUCGGGAAGUGUCACGUUACAAAGUUCUAGAUAUGCUAAAUACCUUCCACAAGGUACAUUCACUGGCUAUGAUCAAUUCAAGGCAGUUAUUACUGAUGGUCUUGCAUCUGUCACCGUUAUUGCAACUGUUUUGGUCACCAAUACACCACCAACCACUGUUCCAAAGUCUGUCACCAUCAAAUGGUCUCAACAUAAGGCCGGUUAUGCAAUCAACGUUUUGAACGUGAAUGGAGCCACUGAUAGUGAUGCUGAAAACAAUCCAUUAACUGCCACUGUAACUGGAGGAGUUUCUCCAUCAAGUGCUGGUACUGUUCAACUCACUACCUCUCCAACUGCAACAGUUAAAGCUGGUGCUAGUGUCUAUUUAGGAACUUUCUCCUUCUCUUACUCUGCAUCUGAUAGCAUUGCUUCAACUCCAGGAAGUGUUUCUGUCACUGUGACCAAUACUUUGCCAUCACCAACUCCAUAUAGUAUUGACUUGCAUUGGAGAUCCAAUAAUGUUGCUCUUGAUCCUGUCAUUAGUUAUGCUCCAACUCGUCAAGAUGUGGAUGGUGAUAGUUUAACCAUUACAGCUGCUUCUGCACAAAAGGGUACUGCCUCUGCAAAUACCAACACAAUUACUUAUAGUGCUCCAGCUUCUCUUGGAUUGGAUGUUGUCUCUUACACACUCAGCGAUGGAGCUCAAACUGUAUCCAACGCUCAAACUGUUGUCAAUGUCAAUGUUGUGAAUACGAAUCCAAAUGCUGCUUCUUUGACAACUUCUGGUAAAUGGUCUGCACCAAUCACCAAAGAUGUCACUGGUGCUUGUACUGACAAUGAUUCCUUGGAUAGUAGCUUUGUUACAUUCAAUGGUGUUGUUUCAAAUGCAGUCGGAGGAACUACUUCUGUUGCAGGUAAUGUUGUGUCAUUCACAUCAAAUCUUGCUGCUUCUUCCUAUUCAUUGUCUGGAAAUGUUUACUCUGCAACUGGUAGCUACAAGUAUACUUGUACUGAUGGUUUGGGUACUUCACAAGGAACUGUGACUGUGACUGUCACCAACAAUGUUCCAACUGGUACUGGUGCUUCUGUUACUGUUGCAAGAAAUUAUCAAACCACCACUUAUGAUUUCACAUGGGCUCAAAUGGGUACUUUCUCUGAUGCUGAUGGUGAUACCAUUUCAGUGAUUAAGGUUGCCACUACCUCUGAUGUCACAGUUACCACAACUGCAACUGGUAUUCGUUUGACUACUUCUCCAACUGUUUUGGGAGCUAAGGUUAUUACCUUCAAAUUAUUCGAUGGUCUCCACGAAAGUGUCAACACAUUGACAUUUACUGUCACUUUCACCAAUGCUGCCCCAACUUGCUCUGCUGCUACCUUUAAUGUCAACAAGGGAACUUCCACAGAUGUAUUACCAACUUUGAGAACUCUCAUUGCUGAUGCCAACAACGAUGCCCUCAGUGUUUCUUUGACUGGAACAUUCCCAUCUUCAUUGGGUUUAUUCAGUGGUACUGUUUUCACAAGCUCCAAGUCUAACAGUGGUUCUUCAUCUGCUGUGAGCUAUAGUGUCUCAGAUACACAAAGUACUACCACCUGUGGAAUGACCAUUACUGUAUCUAAUAGAGCACCUACCGCUCAAGACACUAGCUUCUCCUUCACCUCCGUCAGCAACAAUUAUGUUCAUACUGCCACCUACAAUUUGGCUUCCGAUCCAGAUGGAGAUUCCUUGUCUUAUUCGAUGGGCUCGAAUAAUUGUGGAUCUGUUGCUACAUCAGUGACUGUUUCUUCUGCUGGACUUAUUACUUUCACAAGAAAGAGUUCAGUCAUUGUUGGUUCUUGCAAUCUUGUCAUUAGAGCAACUGAUAACGAUGCAUCAAGCCCACUCUCUGCCACUGCCAAUGUUCAAAUUGUAUUGCAAGCUACUCCUCCAGCAGCCAAGGACGAUAGAUUCUCCAUCAAUCAAGGCCAAACUAUUAGAAUCUUUGUUUCUCAAAUGUUUGCCAACGACAAUGACGAAUUUGGACAAACGAGCGGUCUCUCCUUUGUGAGUACAUCUUGUCCAGACGCUUCUUACUGUCACAAGACUCCUCGAGUUGUUAAUGUUAAUGGACAAGUUGCCAUUGAACUCGACAGUGAUCCAAACACAUGCCAAGCUGACAAAUUCAGAUACACUGCUGUCACAUCAUUCGGAACUCAAAUGUCUGCCAACGUUUUUGUUGAAUUUAAGAAUUGUUACUGUCAAGCCAAAAUUGAUUUCGUCUUCUUGUUGGACUCUUCUGGCUCGAUUGGUCCUACCAACUUUGAGUCAAUGAGAGAUUUCAGUAAGAGAAUCACUGGUAGAUUUAAGCUUGGAGCAAAUGCCGUGCAAGUUGGUAUUGCAAGAUUCCACAGUGAUGGAGUUUGGACUUUGGGUCUCUCUACAGAUGGUACUUUGAUUAAUAAUACUUUGACAACUAUGACUUAUGACGCUGGUGCUACUGCAACCAUUCCUGGUUUGAGAGUUGCCCUCAAUAUUGCAGCUGCUGGUCGUCCUGAUGCAGAUAAGGUUAUUUAUAUUUUGACAGACGGUAUGGCAAAUGUACCUUGCAGCUGUAGUGAAUGCAUGAGCGAAUGGAAAACAAAACCAAGCGUUUACAAGUACAGCGUUCAGCAACAAAUUAUCGACAAUCCAGCUCUCACUACCUCCCAAAAACAAGAAGCUUAUCAAAACAUGUGCAAGUAUCAAUAUUCAGACAGCAGUUAUUUUUUCUCUGGUAAGACAUGCUCAUUCUGUGAUUGGACAUACUUUUCCUAUUGCUUGCCAUGUGCUGACGCAGUUCCAAUUGCUCAAAAGAUUAAUUCUUGGAAGCGUAAUGCUCAAGGAGUUGUUCCUAAUGAUCCAGAUAACCCAUUCAAUGGAAAUAAUAGAGUUUCUUGGAAGGUUGUUGCGAUGGCUGUUGGUAAUGCCAUGUCUAACUAUAUUGGUGCUAGACAAAUUCAAGGAAUGAACUAUGAUCCAUCUCGUGCCAUGACUGUCUCUUGGAAUGAUUUGCAAUCAGUCAUGUCUGAAAUUGUCGAUCAGUCAUGCAACACCAAUGAUGUCCAAAUCGCUCAAUAA
Naegleria fowleri is the source of this 6939-nucleotide messenger RNA. RefSeq lists its product as uncharacterized. NCBI's taxonomy places the organism in Eukaryota, Heterolobosea, Eutetramitea, Acrasida, Naegleriidae. The record is from RefSeq and is a predicted model, not a curated record. The transcript is spliced from 4 exons. Bases 1 to 6939 code for a protein of 2312 amino acids.